GUGUCUCGUGAUGCCAAUAACAUUGAAAGCAUUUUAGGUUUUUUACUUCCUUCUUUACUCUCGCUAUAAGAGUUCCUGGUCCAGCGUCUAUCUGAACCACACAGCGAGUGAUCCGAGUGAAGCACAUAACUCAUGGCAAGUGCGAAUCCCAGUGAGAGUGUGGAUAGUGAGCUGAGCUGCUCCAUCUGCCUGGACACGUUCGUCUGCCCUUCCACGCUGAGCUGUGGACACUCGUACUGCAUCCAGUGUCUGGAGGCCGCCUGGGAGACAGCGAGCAGCUUCCGCUGCCCGCAGUGCCGAGCAGCCUUCCCUGUCCGACCCCUGCUGAGGAGGAACGUGGCCCUCGCCAACCUGGCGGAGCAGCUCAGAGCUGAAGAUGUGAUGACCACGGGCGUCGUGUGUGACCACUGCAGAAACGGACAGACUCCUGCAGUGAGGACCUGCUUGAGAUGUGAGAUGUCUUACUGUGCGACGCACUUGAGGCCACACGUGGAGAAUCCCAGGCUAAGAGACCACCUCCUGGUGGAUCCCAUCGCUAACCUGGGGGAACGACGGUGCCGGCAGCACAGACAGGACCUCAUUCUUUACUGUCAACAGGAUGAGAGCCUGGUCUGCACAUUUUGCACCAUGGCUGGGGAACAUAGAGGGCAUGAGGUCAUUACAGUGGAAAAUGCUCAAUGGUCAAAACAGGAGGUGUUUAGACUCGAGAAGACGAUGAGAGAGGAGAAGAAGACUACAGCAGAAUCACGGACACAGCAGCUCAAGGGCGCCUACAAGCGUGUGCAGGAGUCACUGAAUGGAACCAAAGAGCGGAUCAACAGAGAAUUUAAGUGCAGGAGGGAGCAGCUGAGGGAGGAGGAGAGGGAGGCGCUGGAGCGCGUGGACGAGGAGGGCCGCUCUGUGCUGUCCCGCAUCCAGGCGACCAUCGCUCGCUAUGAGAGCAGAGCACAGGAUCUGGAGCAGGAGAUCAACCAGCUGCUCGCCGCCCUCACCGUGCAGGACCCGCUUUCCUUCCUACAGAAUCCCGUGCAUGAGAAUUUCAGGAGCUCAGUCUCUCAGGGGUCUCAGGAUGACCCAGCCCCCAUCUCCAGCUGUCUGAACCUCGCAAAAGCCAUCUCAGUGGGAGGCGUCCAAACGAAGCUUCUGCCUUUUCUCGAUGGAUGCUCACCAACUCUAGACACAAACUCAGCCCACAACGAACUCCAGAUUUCCUCUGAUCUCAGAACAGUGACAUGGAGCGGUGUCUCCCAGGGUCGCCCCCAUCACCCACACCGAUUUGAAGUCUAUCGACAAGCUCUGUGCUCCGAGAGCUUCUCGUCGGGUCAGCACUACUGGGAGGUGGACGUGGGGAGCAGUGCAUGGUUGUGUCGGAUUGCAGUCGCAUACGGGACAAUCCCACAGAGAGGAAGUGGUCCUGAGUACCUCCUAGGAGGGAGUGAUGUCUCCUGGAGUCUACAGAAAUAUAACAACAGCUUAUCAGUGUGGCAUGGCGGGGUAGAGACCUUACUGUCAGUGCCAGAGCCUCCGCAGAGAGUCGGGGUGCAUUUGGAUUGGGAUGCAGGACUCCUGUCAUUUUACAGCAUCGACUCCAUGGUGCUGUUACACUCAUUUUACCAAACCUUCACUCAACCCCUUUAUCCUGGGCUGUACGUGUGGGGUAAAGUUGGUGACUCAGUGACGAUUGUGGAUCUGAGUCGUGAAUCCUGAGAAAGAUGAAUGUGAACACCGUAGAGGUCUGAUACAACACACGACAAUCACACCAUCAUCACUUACACGCAGUGCUACAUCUUGGUGGGCACAGUGGUUUGGAGUGCAUGGCUUCGAUUAUAACGUAGGUGAGUGUAAUUCCUCACAACCUUUUAGGGAUCAUAAAAUAACUACCACUGUGGGUGUGAAGCCAACAUCAUUGUAUUCUCCCUGCCAGUGGAUUGUGUUUAUAGUGUAGGGGUACAAUGUUGAGCAAUCGUUAAAUGGAAUGUGUUUAUAUAGUAGUGGUGUAAUGGAUAGGGGUACAAUGAUUCUCUACUAUUGCAACUCAAUU
Molecule: messenger RNA, 2041 nt
Organism: Lethenteron reissneri (Far Eastern brook lamprey)
Lineage: Eukaryota; Metazoa; Chordata; Hyperoartia; Petromyzontiformes; Petromyzontidae
Product: E3 ubiquitin/ISG15 ligase TRIM25-like
Molecular function (GO): zinc ion binding; protein binding
Source: RefSeq, a predicted model, not a curated record